Molecule: messenger RNA, 1299 nt
Organism: Neltuma alba
Lineage: Eukaryota; Viridiplantae; Streptophyta; Magnoliopsida; Fabales; Fabaceae
Product: glucan endo-1,3-beta-glucosidase 14-like
Exons: 3
Coding region: 90-1274 (394 amino acids)
Biological process (GO): carbohydrate metabolic process
Molecular function (GO): hydrolase activity, hydrolyzing O-glycosyl compounds
Source: RefSeq, a predicted model, not a curated record
CGUUACCCCCAUUUUACUGAAUUACAUAAUACAGCCUCCCUUCCCCACAUUCUUUCCAUCAUUGGAAUGCUCUUCAUUUCUAAAUAAUAAUGCUCAAUUCCCAGAUGGUCUUCUCUUCUUUCCUCCUUUGGCUUCUUCUUCUUAUCUUCUCUGUAUUUACUUCCCACUAUGUUAUGGCGGAUAACUUCUUUACAGGAACAUAUGGAGUGAACUAUGGAAGGAUAGCAGAUAAUCUGCCUUCACCUCACAGUGUGGUGACACUUUUAAAAGCUGCGAAGAUCAAGAACAUCAGAAUUUAUGAUGCUGACCAUAGUGUCCUCACGGCCUUCAAAGGGUCUGGGAUUGAGAUUGUGAUUGGACUUCCCAAUGAGUUGUUGACAGGAAUCAGUGUAGGGGAAGAUCAAGCCAUGACUUGGAUCAAAGAGAACGUUCAGCCAUUUCUUCCCGGAACUAAAAUCCGAGGAAUUGCAGUGGGAAAUGAAAUCCUUGGAGGCACAGAUUUGCAGCUAUGGGAAGUUCUUCUUCCUGCAGCAAAGAAUGUCUACAGUGCCCUUGAUAGGCUUGAUUUAGCUGAUGACAUUCAGGUUUCAAGUCCACAUUCUGAGGCUGUUUUUGCCAAUUCAUACCCUCCAUCAUCCUGCACUUUCAGAGAAGACAUUGUCCCAUUCAUGAAACCUCUCUUGCAGUUCUUCUCACAGAUUGGCUCUCCUUUCUUCAUAAACGCAUACCCUUUUCUGGCCUAUAAGAAUGACCCUGAACAUAUUGACAUUAACUAUGCUCUUUUCAAGAAAAGCCCCGGGAUUUAUGAUGCAAAGACAAAACUGCAUUAUGAUAACAUGUUUGACGCUAUGGUUGAUGCAGCCUAUGCUGCUUUGGAGAAGGCCGGGUUUGAGAAAAUGGAGGUUAUUGUGUCUGAGACUGGGUGGGCUUCUCGUGGGGAUGCAAAUGAAGCCGGAGCCACGGUGGAGAAUGCCAGGACUUAUAAUUAUCAUUUGAGGAAGCGGCUUCUGAAGAAGAAGGGAACUCCUUACAGGCCUAAGAUCAAGGCAAGGGCUUAUGUGUUUGCUUUGUUUAAUGAGAACUUGAAGCCUGGUCCAACCUCAGAGAGAAACUUCGGAUUGUUUAAGGCUGAUGGAAGCAUUGCCUAUAACAUUGGCUUCACUGGCCUUAAGGCUUCUUCAGCAACCUCUUCUCUCCUUUCCUUCAAGGGAAUUGGGUGUUCAUACAUGUUGGCUAUCACAACUAGUGUUGCUUUUCUUCUUUUAACGUUAUGAUCAUGAUCGGUCAGAGAUGAUUGAA